This is a messenger RNA of Phaeodactylum tricornutum CCAP 1055/1, 240 nucleotides long. RefSeq lists its product with no specific name. Gene Ontology annotation, molecular function: adenosylmethionine decarboxylase activity. The transcript has a single exon. Lineage: Eukaryota; Bacillariophyta; Bacillariophyceae; Surirellales; Neidiaceae. The record is from RefSeq and is a predicted model, not a curated record. Gene Ontology annotation, cellular component: cytosol. Gene Ontology annotation, biological process: spermidine biosynthetic process. The annotation marks the transcript as partial.
GGUCAACAUCUGUUGGUCGAUAUAGAAAAUGUCGAUGCCUCAUUUUUGAACUCUGCUCAUCAAUUGGCUUUUGCUAUGGUGGAUGUAAUUGAAAUGAGUGGUUUGACUCUUUUGUCCUACCAUUGCCAUGGACUUGAACCUAUCGGAGUAAGCUGUGUCGGAGUCCUACUGGAAAGCCACGUCUCCUUCCAUACAUGGCCAAUUGAAGGUGUGAUUACACUGGACCUCUUCACGUGCGGU